UAUGUGUAUAAAAAUGGAAUAAUUGUCAAAGUGUGUAUCACUGCCUCCUCCCCCUGUGGAGGAGUUAAGACUGCUGAAGGGUCGCUUCCGUACAGAAGAGUGAUGAAGCUUUCAUGUGUCUGAACUACAGAGUGAUUGGAAUAUGCUGCAGACGAUUUAUGAGAGUGAAUCAUGUUUUUCCUCAGAUGGGGUCUCUGGACGAGAGAAGCUCCUGGCACAGCACAGAAUGCACAGCAUGAUCAGUCCAGAUGUGAAGACUGAAGUUCCCGUGGGUUUGGAUCCCAUCACACCACUGGACCUACGGACGGAUCUAAGAACAGUGAUGCCUAUCUUAGAUCCUGGCUUACGAGAGAAGCAGCUGCAGCAAGAGUUAUUACUAAUUCAACAGCAGCAGCAGAUUCAGAAACAGCUGCUGAUUGCCGAGUUUCAGAAGCAGCACGAAAACCUCACAAGACAACACCAUGCCCAGCUGCAGGAGCACCUCAAGUUGCAGCAAGAACUUCUAGCAAUGAAACAAAAACAAGAGAUCUUAGAACGGGAGAAAGAGCACAAAAUGGAGCAACAGAGACAGGAACAAGAAGCAGAAAGGCAUCGCCGCGAGCAACAGCUGUCUCACCCUCGCAGUAAGGAAAGAGCAAAAGAACGAGCCGUGGCCAGCACUGAAGUAAAGCUGAAACUACAAGAAUUCCUUCUGAGUAAAUCCGCCACAAAAGAAUCCUAUACAAACGGAAACAGUCAUUCCAUAGGCCGCCACCCCAAGCUUUGGUACACGGCAGCACAUCAUACUUCAUUGGAUCAAAGCUCUCCUCCACUAUGUGGGACCUCUCCAUCAUAUAAAUGUCCUCUCCCUGGAGCACAUGAUUCCAAAGAUGACUUUCCUUUAAGGAAAACUGCUUCAGAGCCCAAUUUGAAGGUUCGUUCUCGAUUAAAACAGAAGGUAGCAGAGAGGAGAAGUAGCCCUUUACUUAGAAGAAAAGAUGGCAAUGUCACCAGUUCAUAUAAAAAGAGAAUAUUUGAAGUUGCAGAGUCUUCAGUUAGCAGCAGCUCUCCAGUAUCUGGACCCAGCUCCCCAAAUAAUGGCCCAGUUGGCAUGGGUGUAGAGAAUGAAAACUCAACAUCACCAUCCAGCUUACAUGCUGAGCACUUGGUUUCCCAACAACAUAUUGUUCAUCAUGAAAAGUCGAUGAAUCUGCUAAGUCUAUACACAUCUCCAUCAUUACCCAAUAUUACCUUAGGACUUCCAGCAGCAGCUCCUCAACUCAGUGCCUCAUCUUCAUUAAAAGAGAAACAAAAGUACGAGCCUCAGGCACCCAGGCAGGGGGUGUCACUGCCUGGAUCAUAUGGUGGGGCCCUGCCUGUUUCUUCAGCUCAUGCAUCCCUGGAGGGCAAGACCAACAGCAGCCACCAGGCCUUACUGCAGCACUUACUGCUGAAAGAACAGUUGCGACAACAAAAGAUUUUAGCUACAGGUAGUGCUGCAAUUCUUCAUCAGUCUCCACUUACAGCAAAAGAGAGAAUUUCUCCGACAGGCAGGGUGGCCCACAAACUGCCUCGGCACCGGCCCCUGCACAGAACACAGUCGGCUCCGCUGCCUCACAGCACUCUGGCCCAGCUUGUCAUUCAGCAGCAGCACCAGCAGUUUCUGGAGAAGCAGAAACAAUAUCAGCAACAAAUCCAAAUGAACAAAAUGCUUUCAAAAUCAAUUGAACAACUUCGCCAGCCUGGAAGCCAUCUAGAGGAAGCUGAAGAAGAACAGCAAAGUGAUUACCCGAUGCGAGAAGAGAGGGGCUUCUGCUUAGCCAACAUAAGAAGUCACAGCAGUACUGACGUCAGAACUGACCACUUCGGACCUGUGAAGGUGAAAGAGGAGCCACCAGACAGUGACGAUGAAAGCCAAACAACACACCAAUCUAAUCAGAAAUCAGCUUUUAUGCAACAGGUAAUAGGCAAAGAAUUAGCGCCAGGAUUUGUUAUUAAAGUUGUCCUUUGA
Nanorana parkeri is the source of this 1990-nucleotide messenger RNA. It is a transcript of the gene HDAC9, whose product is annotated as histone deacetylase 9. Gene Ontology annotation, biological process: chromatin organization. The record is from RefSeq and is a predicted model, not a curated record. The coding region runs from base 143 to 1990 and encodes 615 amino acids. NCBI's taxonomy places the organism in Eukaryota, Metazoa, Chordata, Amphibia, Anura, Dicroglossidae. Gene Ontology annotation, cellular component: histone deacetylase complex. The transcript has 11 exons. Gene Ontology annotation, molecular function: histone deacetylase activity.